Messenger RNA from Engraulis encrasicolus (European anchovy), 3334 nucleotides. Its product is annotated as E3 ubiquitin-protein ligase MARCHF6-like. The coding region runs from base 237 to 3062 and encodes 941 amino acids. The transcript has 26 exons. The record is from RefSeq and is a predicted model, not a curated record. NCBI's taxonomy places the organism in Eukaryota, Metazoa, Chordata, Actinopteri, Clupeiformes, Engraulidae. Gene Ontology annotation, cellular component: endoplasmic reticulum membrane. Gene Ontology annotation, molecular function: zinc ion binding.
GUGCUUUCCUGCCUGGCCGAUCGGCGAUGGAUAGCUAGCACCCCUGACAGAUGUGCUUUGGGUUUGAGGGGAUUCGUUACAACACCCACGUAUAAGUGGAGGCUUAUCACUUGAUUCUCGCGUUGGAUGGCACAUUACUUCAGCAGGAAAUACAAAUAGUAUGCCUACUACUGAUGGAUUUCUAAUUUGACGUAAUACCAAAACAGUAUCGAGAGGAGAGGGCGUUAUCGUGCAAGAUGGACACGGCUGAGGAAGCGGAUAUAUGCCGGGUGUGUCGUUCCGAAGGAACUCCUGACAAACCCCUGUACCAUCCUUGCGUCUGCACCGGCAGUAUUAAGUUCAUUCACCAGGAAUGCUUGGUCCAGUGGUUGAAACACAGCAGGAAAGAAUACUGUGAAUUAUGCAAGCACAGAUUUGCUUUCACGCCAAUCUACUCUCCAGACAUGCCCUCUCGGCUGCCUGUGCAGGACAUCUUUGCAGGACUGGUCACCAGUGUUGGCACAGCUAUACGCUACUGGUUUCAUUACACACUUGUCGCUUUCGCUUGGCUGGGAGUUGUGCCCCUCACAGCAUGUCGAAUAUACAAGUGUCUGUUUACAGGCUCCGUGAGCUCCCUCCUCACCCUUCCACUGGAUAUGCUGUCCACGGAGAACCUGCUGGCGGACUGCUUGCAGGGCUGCUUUGUGGUGACGUGCACCCUGUGCGCCUUCAUCAGCCUGGUGUGGCUGAGGGAGCAGAUCAUCCACGGCGGCGCCCCCCAGUGGCUGGAACAGAACCUGCAGGCUGCAGGCAACAUGGCCGCACAGGCCAAUGUGGCUCCAGCAGCAGCAGCAGCAGCAGCAGCAGCAGCAGCAGCCCAGGCGGGGGGAGACCCCGGUCCACAGGCAGAGGCGGCCCCUGCAGAGCAUCCCCCGGAGGAAGAGGAGGACGAGGAGGAUGAAGAUCGAGUGGCGGCCGGCGAUGCUGAACCACCGGAGGAGGCAGCCGAUGACCUGGAGGCGGACAAUGAGGAGGAGGAGGAGGAAGAGGAGGAGGCCGGUGCUGAGGAUGCGGAGGCCAACAACGGAGGACAAGAUGAUAUGAACUGGAAUGCGCUGGAGUGGGAUCGGGCAGCAGAGGAGCUGACCUGGGAGAGGAUGCUUGGGCUGGAUGGGUCCCUGGUGUUUCUGGAACAUGUCUUUUGGGUGGUGUCAUUGAACACACUCUUCAUACUGGUUUUCGCCUUUUGCCCGUAUCACAUCGGGCACUUCUCUGUGGUGGGCCUGGGCUUCGAGGAAUAUGUCCAGGCCUCCCACUUUGAGGGUCUUAUAACCACCAUUGUUGGCUACAUCCUGCUGGCCAUGACCUUAAUUUUGUGCCAUGGUCUGGCAGCACUGGUGAGAUUUCAAAGGUCUCGUCGUCUCCUGGGGGUGUGCUACAUAGUAGUGAAGGUGUCGUUGCUAGUUGUUGUAGAAAUUGGUGUUUUCCCCCUGAUCUGUGGUUGGUGGCUGGACAUCUGCUCGUUGGAGAUGUUUGACGCCUCCCUGAAGGACAGAGAGGUGAGCUUCAAGUCUGCUCCGGGCACCACCAUGUUCCUGCACUGGCUGGUGGGCAUGGUCUACGUCUUCUACUUCGCCUCCUUCAUCCUGCUGCUCCGAGAGGUAUUGCGACCUGGCGUCUUGUGGUUUCUGCGAAACUUGAACGAUCCCGACUUCAAUCCAGUCCAGGAGAUGAUUCACUUGCCCAUCUAUAGGCAUCUCAGGAGAUUUAUCCUUUCUGUGGUGGUGUUUGGUUCUAUAGUUCUACUUAUGCUGUGGCUGCCUAUCAGGAUGAUCAAGCUCAUUCUGCCAAGCUUUCUACCCUACAACGUCAUGCUGUACAGUGACGCCCCGGUCAGUGAGCUGUCCCUGGAGCUGCUGCUGCUGCAGGUGGUGCUGCCCGCUCUGCUGGAACAGGGGCACACGCGCCAGUGGCUCAAGGGCCUGGUCCGCGCAUGGACCGUCACCGCUGGAUACCUGCUAGACCUCCACUCAUACCUGCUGGGGGACCAGGAGGAGAACGAGGCCAACCAGCCGGCCAACAACAACAACAACCAGCCGCCCCGCAACAACAACAACAACAACCUGAACGCCGCGCUGCCCCCUGUGGUGGGAGAGGGCCUCCACGCCGCCCACCAGGCCAUCCUGCACCAGGGGGGGCCCGUCGGCUUCCAGCCCUACCACCGGCCCAUGCGCUUCCCCUUCAGGAUUGGCCUGCUGAUUGCAUUAAUGUGCGUGACGCUGCUCGUGGCCAGCCUGGUCUGCCUUACAUUACCAGUCUUCGCCGGUCGCUAUCUGAUGUCCUUCUGGACGGGCAGCUCUAAGAUCCAUGAGCUGUACACGGCGGCGUGCGGCCUGUACGUGUGCUGGCUCUCCAUCCGGGGCAUCACGCUACUGCUGGCCUGGAUGCCUCAGGGACGCACGGUCAUCAUGCUCAAGGUCCAGGAGUGGUCACUCAUGAUUGUUAAGUCUGUGGUGGUGGCAGUGCUGGUGGCUGGAGUUAUCCCCCUGCUGCUGGGUCUGCUCUUCCAGCUGGUCAUCGUGGCUCCGCUCAGAGUACAGCUGGAUCAAACACCCCUUUUCUACCCCUGGCAGGACUGGGCCCUGGGGGUUCUCCAUGCCAAAAUCAUCGCAGCCAUCACGCUGAUGGGGCCCCAGUGGUGGCUCAAGACAGUCAUCGAACAGGUGUAUGCCAAUGGUAUCCGCAACAUUGAUCUGCAUUUCAUAAUCCGUAAGCUGGCGGCUCCAGUCAUUUCAGUUCUGCUGCUCUCCCUCUCCGUGCCCUACGUGAUUGCCUUUGGGAUCACUCCCCUGCUCGGCGUGACUCCGGAGAUGUGUGUACUGGUGCAGAGGAGGAUCUACCCCUUCCUGCUCAUGGUGCUGGUGCUGCUUGGCAUCCUUACCUUCCAAAUUCGCCAGUUCAAACGCCUUUACGAGCACAUCAAAAACGACAAGUACCUUGUGGGACAGAGGCUGGUGAACUAUGAGAGGAACAACGCCAGUCGAGUCAGCGGCGCCAUGCCUGACUUCCCACCCCAAGAAUAGACAUGCAUGACAUGACAAGACGAUACCUCUCUCACCAUGAAAUUGUACAGCUAAUCUGCCAUUUUUAUUUUGGUUGUAUGUCGUGGCUGUCGUGUGUGGGUGUGUAAAUGUGCGUGUGCAAAAAACUAGUGUGUGUUUGUUGUCAUUGCCUUUGCGCAGCACGGACAACUGUACAUAUGUAAAUAACUGGCACACAGAUCAGUAGAGCGACCAUUGUACAUUUCUAAAAGAAAAAUGUAUGUAAAUUAAUUUAUUAAAGCAUAUUGUCACUA